AUGACGUUCAGCGCCUUUCCCUUCAUCCGACUCGGCAUCGACGUCCGCACAGGAAAGUCCUACCACAUUUGCUCGCACAAGUCGCUGCUGUCGUUCGGCGCGAUCCUCGUGUUGCUCGUGGCCAUGUCGUCCGAGCGGUUCCUCUUCAAGGUGAUGGUCGACCGCAUGGAGUCGUACAGAUACGUCUUGUACCAGCUCAUGACGUUUUUGUACGUCCCGCCGAUGUUCUGCAUUGUCAGCUACAAGGCCACACAUAGUGAUCUGGGAGAAAACGAUGGCAUGGAGUUUUCCAAAUUUCACUUUUUCGUCAUGGGGCUGCUCGACCUCCUCCACGGGCUCAUGUUGUUUAUUGCCGGUGGGCGAACGGACCCAACGCAGACGCUUUUGUUCAUGCAGGCUUCGAUCCCGAUAUCAGCCUGCCUGUCCACUUUGUUCUUCGGCGUCAGGUACACGCGACCGCAGAUUGCAGGCAUGUUGGCAAUCACAGGCGGUCUUGUUCUGUCCCUCAUCUCUUGCAUUGAAAAUGCUGGCAGCGACGACUUUGAUGAUCGCGAGAUUGGUUGGAACAGUAUACUCUACCUGCUUGCAGCGAUUCCCGGCUCGUUGUCCAUGCUAUACAAGGAGCGCGUGAUUUGUGAUCAGCCAGUGGAUGCAUCUUGCCUGAAUGCGUGGGUGUCACUGAAUCAGUUUGUCGCUGGACUGUUUGUCGCUCCGCUCAUUUUCGACGCUAAUUUUCUCCACCUCGACCAGAAACCCGGUGGUCUCACGUGUUUGAUCCAAGGCAAGAGUGAAGUGUCGACGGAUGACUGCUAUAUGGGUCUUCCUAUCUUUUUCCUUUACAUCAUCAGCAACGUCGUCGUCAAUCUGCUGCUGCUCGAGCUCAUCCGAUUGACCAGCGUGUCAACAAUGUAUGGCUGCACGCUUGCAGGCUUCCUGACCUCCUUCGUGGUUCUGGCAUGUUAUCAAGUGGACCCUGACAAUUUUGGCCUCAUCGAUCUCCACCACGGUCUGAAAAACUGGAUCCCGUCGUCUAUGUACGUGGACAUGGUUGCGUUCAUGACCAUUUUUGCUGGCAAGGUGCUUUACCAGUGGGAUCCGGAUCCGGGUGUUGAAGCAACCACUUUGUCUGCAGAGGACAAAGAGACCAUGUCGUUACUCGAUGGAGGAGACGACUAUGGACUGCGCUACACAUGA
Molecule: messenger RNA, 1194 nt
Organism: Hyaloperonospora brassicae
Lineage: Eukaryota; Oomycota; Peronosporomycetes; Peronosporales; Peronosporaceae
Source: the annotation of a GenBank genome assembly